Molecule: messenger RNA, 2786 nt
Organism: Cucumis sativus (cucumber)
Lineage: Eukaryota; Viridiplantae; Streptophyta; Magnoliopsida; Cucurbitales; Cucurbitaceae
Product: DEAD-box ATP-dependent RNA helicase 21
Exons: 2
Coding region: 345-2492 (715 amino acids)
Biological process (GO): mRNA splicing, via spliceosome
Cellular component (GO): catalytic step 2 spliceosome
Molecular function (GO): RNA binding; ATP binding; RNA helicase activity
Source: RefSeq, a predicted model, not a curated record
AAAAAGAAAAAGAAAACUUAAUAUUAUUUUGCCAAUUAUCAUAUUCGCUCUUAUUUUCCGUUGCUUGCUCUUUAAUCCAGUCGCCGCUUGUUCUGUCCCACGGCGACGGCGAGUCUCCUCCGUUGAAAGACCCAUGCCCACCUACUACUGACGGUGAACCAUCGGCGCGACUGCAUCCCCUUGCGACAGCCCAUACCUGUAUAUUCGAGCCCUCUCCCUCUGACGGUCAAGAGACCUACGGCGACUAUUCAGUACUGUACGGAAGUUUUCCUCAGCCGUGGGUAACCUCUCCUCUUCUCCGGAUUAUUCUAGCAACAGCUCACUUGAGAAAGGGACCAAACAUAAUGAAACGGAAUCCAGGUGUUGAAAAUGUGUCUGGUUCUUCAUCUUCUAAGCCAUUACAUGCUGCUGUUGAUAGCAAACCGGUCUUCUUAACCAAAGCCCAACGUGAACAAUUAGCUCUUCAACGACGCCAAGAUGAAAUCUCUCAUCAAAGACGCCGCCAAGACCAGCUUCUUCUCUCUAAUUCUCAGAAACCUUUGUCCGAUUCUGUCGACAACCACAAACCUUCAGAUUCUGACCGCCGUGAUCGUGAUAGAGGACGAGACCGGGAAAGAGAUCGAGAUCGGGACAGGGCUCGUGAUCGGGAAAGAGAUCGUGACCGUGAUUUGGAGCGACGUAAUCGUGAGAAGGAGCGCGAGGAAGAGGCCAAAGCUCGAGAGCGCACACGCUUAGAGAAGCUAGCAGAGCGGGAGCGUGACAAGGAGUUGGAUGCCAUUAAAGAACAAUAUCUUGGCUCUAAGAAGCCUAAGAAACGUGUUAUUAAACCUAGUGAGAAAUUUCGCUUUUCAUUUGAUUGGGAAAACACUGAGGAUACUUCUCGAGACAUGAAUUUGCUAUACCAAAAUCCUCACGAGGCCCAACUUUUGUUUGGACGAGGGUUCCGUGCUGGAAUGGACAGAAGAGAGCAGAAGAAACUUGCGGCUAAGAAUGAGAAGGAGAUGAGGGAGGAGAUCCGAAAGAAAGAUGGUGUGGAGGAAAAACCAGAGGAGGCUGCAGCUCAAAAACUCAAGGAAAAAGCUGCUGAUUUGUAUGACUCAUUUGAUAUGAGAGUCGAUCGGCACUGGAGCGAAAAGAAGCUAGAGGAGAUGACUGAGAGGGAUUGGAGAAUUUUUAGGGAGGACUUCAAUAUAUCCUAUAAAGGAUCCAAGAUCCCUCGCCCCAUGAGGAGUUGGACGGAGAGUAAGUUGACAACGGAACUUCUUAAGGCAGUAGAAAGGGCUGGUUAUAAGUCGCCCUCCCCCAUCCAGAUGGCUGCCAUUCCAUUGGGUUUACAACAACGUGAUGUUAUUGGGAUUGCCGAGACUGGUUCUGGUAAGACUGCUGCCUUUGUUCUUCCCAUGCUUGCUUAUAUUACAAGGUUGCCUCCCAUCAACGAAGAGAAUGAGGCAGAAGGGCCUUAUGCGGUAGUGAUGGCUCCCACUCGUGAACUUGCUCAGCAGAUUGAGGAUGAAACUGUCAAAUUUUCUCAUUAUUUGGGUAUCAAAGUGGUUUCAAUUGUUGGAGGUCAAUCUAUCGAGGAGCAAGGAUUUAAGAUCAGGCAAGGUUGUGAGGUUGUCAUUGCCACUCCAGGUCGUUUACUGGAUUGUUUGGAGAGGCGCUAUGCUGUACUUAAUCAAUGUAAUUAUGUUGUUCUAGAUGAAGCUGAUAGGAUGAUAGAUAUGGGUUUCGAGCCUCAAGUUAUGGGAGUUUUAGAUGCAAUGCCUUCAAGCAAUCUUAAACCUGAAAAUGAGGACGAGGAGCUUGAUGAGAAAAAAAUAUAUCGAACUACAUACAUGUUUAGUGCUACCAUGCCACCUGCUGUGGAGAGGCUAGCUAGAAAAUAUCUAAGAAAUCCUGUUGUUGUUACCAUUGGAACUGCUGGAAAGGCAACUGACCUAAUAUCCCAACAUGUUAUUAUGAUGAAGGAAUCAGAGAAGUUUUAUAGAUUGCAGAAUUUGCUUGAUAACCUGGGUGACAAAACAGCUAUUGUUUUUGUUAACACCAAGAAGAAUGCUGAUACUGUUGCCAAAAAUUUGGACAAGGCAGGGUAUCGUGUUACAACUUUGCAUGGUGGGAAGUCACAAGAACAAAGGGAAAUUAGUCUUGAAGGGUUUAGAACUAAGAGAUAUAAUGUUCUCGUUGCCACAGAUGUUGCUGGUCGUGGAAUAGAUAUUCCUGAUGUUGCUCAUGUCAUAAACUAUGAUAUGCCUAGUAACAUUGAAAUGUAUACACAUCGUAUUGGACGUACCGGCCGUGCAGGGAAAACAGGUGUGGCCACAACAUUUUUGACUUUACAAGAUUCUGAAGUCUUUUAUGAUCUUAAGCAAAUGCUUAUCCAAAGCAAUAGUCCUGUGCCUCCUGAAUUGGCAAGGCAUGAAGCAUCUAAGUUCAAGCCUGGUAGUAUUCCUGAUAGACCUCCCCGGCGUAAUGAAACUCUUUUUGCACAUUGAGAGACAAUGUUCUGAAGACAUUUACAUGGUCAAAAUUCUGUAUCGGUUACAUGGUUGCUUUGUUUUACUUAUGUAUUUGGUAAAUUUUGUUCUCAUUGUAGUUUAAGAUGUUCUUGGCACUUGGCUAACUACUCGAGUUUUAUUUUUUAUUGUUUUCUCUUUGUGUUGCCUUCAAAUCUAUUUGGUUGGACUUACCUAUGACAAUUUCCUACCCAUUUUCAUCAUGGGAUAUCGUGCAUGAUUUUCAAAUUUACAGAUUUAUUAAAUGGUGAAACAGCCAACUGACUUAGGGUA